CUAGUAACUAUUUCCCUUCCUGCAUCAACUCGCAUAUCCCGCCACAUCCACAUCACCACUAAAAUUGCCAAUCAAUUGUAGAUAUGCCUGUCUUCCACGUCGUCCUCUUCCGCUUGAAGCCGGGUGUCCCGGCUAGCGAGCUCGAGGCCUGGGCCCGCCUGGGUAAAGCCAUGGUUGGCAAGAUUCCAGGACUGCUGGAGUUCCAUGCCAACCCCCCGUUGGCGAUGACCGCGUCCCGCGCAAAGGGCUACAAUAUGGGCUUGGUGGCUAUUCUGGAGAAGCCGUCAGACCUGCAGGUCUAUGCAACUCACCCAGCUCACCUCGAAUUGCAUGAAAAGCGCGAGCAAUUGUGUGAGGAUACUUUGGCGUAUGAUCUGGAGUACUAGACCUCCCGCGUGUAGGAGUGGUUAAAGGAAAUUGUGUGAUGGGAGUGUCCUACAUUAGGGGCAGGCCAGACCACAUGAUCGCCUUGGUAGCUGCACCCUGACAAUUUUUGUGCAAUUAUUCCUCGUCGGUGCAUGAUUCUGCAGCUGCUUACAUGCUAUGGAUGCGUUGGGCUCCUGGUGCGUAAUGAUAGACGAGAUAAUGGGUUGAAGAGCAAAUCCGCAAUCCAGGGUCUAUUAUCAUGUAUAUAUUGCCAGAAUACAUGUGUGACAAUUGUACAAUCCCUCAGGUUUUGCCUUUGGAAUUGCUCAUCCUAUAGCCUACUGUUGCCCCAAACACCACAAUAGACUAAGAUAACAGAGGGUGCACCUCCAUCAAAUAUGGCCAGAUAAGGAGAAAUAUCCGGACGGAGUCAAUGUGACGAGGGAAAUACAAGGCUACCAAUUGGCGCAGUUGCUG
Aspergillus welwitschiae is the source of this 843-nucleotide messenger RNA. RefSeq lists its product as uncharacterized. Bases 84 to 386 code for a protein of 100 amino acids. NCBI's taxonomy places the organism in Eukaryota, Fungi, Ascomycota, Eurotiomycetes, Eurotiales, Aspergillaceae. The record is from RefSeq and is a predicted model, not a curated record. The transcript has 4 exons.